This is a messenger RNA of Leptonychotes weddellii (Weddell seal), 7156 nucleotides long. The record is from RefSeq and is a predicted model, not a curated record. NCBI's taxonomy places the organism in Eukaryota, Metazoa, Chordata, Mammalia, Carnivora, Phocidae.
AAAGCAGUUUGCAUAUUUUUCAUUGCCUUUUUUUUUUUUUUAAACUUUCUGCCUCCGAAAGACACCUCCCUUUCAGAGCAGGAAUUUCCCUUCAAGGUAGCAGGAGAUGGACGUGUGCUGCUUGCUCCAGACUUUACAGACCUGAUUCUGCGGCAAAAACAAACGCUGUGUGCCUUGGCCAGCUAGCGUAACCAGGAGCAAUCGCGCUGCCAACCCGGGGGCUCGGUCCCAGAACAGGCAUGCGCCUAUGGAUUCCGAGAGACGGGUCAAGGAGACUGAUGACAUUGAGAGUCCCAAACGUAGUAUCCGAGACAGUGGCUACAUAGACUGCUGGGAUUCCGAGCGCAGCGACUCCCUGUCUCCCCCUCGCCACGGCAGAGAUGAUUCCUUCGACAGCCUGGAUUCCUUUGGCUCCCGUUCCCGGCAGACCCCUUCACCAGAUGUAGUCCUCAGGGGAAGCAGCGAUGGGAGAGGAAGUGACUCGGAAUCCGACUUGCCACAUCGGAAGCUGCCAGAUGUGAAGAAGGAUGACAUGUCUGCGAGGCGGACUUCCCACGGUGAGCCGAAAUCAGCAGUGCCUUUUAACCAGUACCUCCCGAACAAAAGCAAUCAGACGGCCUACGUCCCCGCUCCUCUGAGGAAGAAGAAAGCAGAGCGAGAGGAAUACCGCAAGAGCUGGAGUACUGCGACCUCCCCCCUGGGUGGGGAGAGGCCCUUCAGCUGUCCUGAAACAAUAGAGGAAGAGGGAAGUGAAGUGGGGUCUCCUUGUGAAGAGGACCCAGUCGGCCCAGUGGAUCCUGGUGGGAAGUCUUCUGAUGGUGGGUUAGAAUUGCCCACUGGCAGUGGCCAGGAGCAGCCUCCUCCAGAGGGGGCUGUGGAGGCACCAGCUCCCAAGUCUGAAGAAAAAGAUGCCGUUGAAAUCCAAAAGCGCCGAAGGCUAGAACAAGCUGGAAUCAAGGUCAUGCCUGCGGCACAGCGCUUUGCCAGUCACAAGCAAUUAAGUAAUGAGAAAGAAGCUGUUCAUGACAUUAACCUUCGCAAAGGAAACCCUUUCCUGACCCACCAACGGGGCAAAGAUUCAGAGUCGGAAGAGGAAGUUGCAUGUCGGCGGCCUGAUCUUGAGAAAGAUGACUUUGCUGCAAGGAGAGCGAGGAUGAACCAGACCAAGCCAGCAGUGCCAUUGAAUCAACUCCUCUAUGGGCCUCACCGAAAAAAGGAGGCAGAGAAAUCAGAGAGCAGCAAACCGCUCUCAAAGGGAAUUUCAGAAAAGAAAAGUCUAGAAUAUAAAAGAAACCAGGGCCAAACAGAAGAGGUGAAGUCAAUGGUGACCUGUAUCACUCGGACUCAGGAGAGCGAACCGGCAGAAUUGGGAGUGAGGAAGGUGCCAGAUCUUUACAGGGAUGACCUGGCUCAGCGGAGAAUUCAGGGCCACCUCGCCCCUCACCGAGAGGCUCCGAGAUUUGUCACAGUCUCCAAUAUCACCGAAGCUGACUUGGAGACGUGGGAGAGACUGAAAGUGUCAGAAAAGACGAGGGAUGGAGAUGUUGAGCACAUCUGUGCCCCUGAGCCUUCACCAGAAAUUAAAGCAGAAACUGCCAUUCGUGAUGAUUUUGCCAGCCGCAAAGCAAGGGCCUAUAAGAAAGCUUCCAGCCCCCGGCAGAAGUUUGUGCACUUUGGACCCGUGACAGAGAUAGAUCAGCAGAAAUGGAAGCGGCUCAGCAUCGGCCAGGCUGGGCCUAGGGAGGAGGUAGAAGAAGUCCUCAGUCGUGGCAGCAAGACUGAAACUUACUCUGUCCCCCCUUCCUCCGCGGCCACGUCCAGUUUAGAAAAAGACCAAAUGCUUACUCCACAAAAUGACCCCAGAAUAGUGAAUUCUGGCGUCGCUGACUAUUGCAAAAGGGUCUCGUGGCUGGCUUCUGUGCUGGAGACCCAGGAGGAGCAUGUGUGCAGUUUGAGCGAGCGCCCGGGGACAGAGGAAGCGACAAGCAAACAGCUGCCACAGGUUGGCAAAGAAGAGAAGGAAGGAGCUGCUCAAAGAGAUUCUGCGAGGCCGCCAAAGGCUGAAAGACCAGAGGAGAGCAGCCAGCCACCUUUGUGUCCCCCGGCCUCUGAAUGCAAGACUUCGGGGACGGAAGAGAGCUCGGAGAAGAUGACAGCCAGGAGUGGCAGUGGACUGAAAGGCCAAGGAAGGUUGUAUGAUUCGCAAAAAGAUGACAUGAUGGUCAGGAGAACCGGGAUGUCUCUUAGACGCGUUGGAUCCAAUGUAAACCAGUUCCUUCCAGUUCCAUUUGCAAAGCGACAGGAUGUGGAGGCAUCUGCCAAGGGUCCACCAUUGAAGGAUAAGAGAUACGGUCCGAGAACUCCUGUGUCUGAUGACGCAGAGAGCACGAGUAUGUUUGACAUGCGGUGUGAGGAGGAGGCCACGGUGCAGCCACACAGCAGGGCCCGCCAGGAGCAGCUGCAGCUGAUAAAUAACCAGCUGCGGGAAGAGGACGACAAAUGGCAAGAUGACCUGGCUCGUUGGAAGAGCCGUAGAAGAAGUGCUUCUCAGGACUUAAUCAAGAAAGAGGAAGAAAGGAAGAAAAUGGAGAAGUUACUGGCUGGAGAGGACAGAACAAGUGAACGAAGGAAAAGCAUCAAAACUUACAGAGAAAUUGUUCAAGAAAAAGAGCGGAGAGAGAGGGAGUUGCAUGAGGCCUAUAAGAGCGCACGGUCCCAGGAGGAGGCGGAGGGGAUCCUUCAACAGUACAUCGAGAGGUUCACCAUCAGUGAGGCUGUUCUCGAACGCUUGGAGAUGCCAAAAAUUCUGGAAAGAAGCCAUUCCACAGAGCCAAACUUAACCCCCUUCCUGAACGACCCUAGCCCCAUGAAGUACCUGCGGCGACAAUCACUGCCCCCACCCAAAUUCACUGCCACCGUGGAGACCACCAUCGCUCAGACCAGCGUUCUGGAUACCAGCAUGUCAGCAGGCAGUGGGUCUCCAAGCAAAACCGUCACCCCCAAAGCAGUGCCUAUGCUGACACCCAAGCCUUACUCCCAGCCCAAGACCUCUCAAGAGGUUCUGAAGACCUUUAAGGUAGAUGGGAAGGUCAGCAUGAAUGGAGAAACGGUUCAUGGUGACAAGAAGGAGAAGGAGAAAGAAUGUCCCAUGGUGGCACCUGCCUCCUCAUUAACAAAAUCCCAGAUGUUUGAAGGUGUGGCCAGAGUGCGUGGGUCCCCAGUGGAGCUCAAACAGGGCAACAGUAGCAUUGAGAUCAACAUAAAGAAGCCAGAUUCUGUUCCCCAAGAACUGAGAGCUGCCAUGACAAAGUAUCACCAACGGAGUGGCUUAACCAUCAGAAAUGAAUUGUCUCAUUGUCGUGCUGGCCAGAAGUCCAAAAUCAAGACUGAUUAUAUAGGCUACCGAAGAUCUGGUGAGUCCCCUGGCCCCGCCAGCAUCCCGCUGAGAGUUCAGAACUCUUGGCGACGUUCCCAGUUUUUCUCCCAGUCAGUGGAGUCUCCGGGCAGUGAAAAGUCACCUGUAACUACACCUUUUAAGUUCUGGGCAUGGGACCCAGAAGAGGAGCGCCGGCGACAGGAAAAAUGGCAACAGGAGCAGGAACGUUUGCUCCAGGAGAGAUACCAGAAGGAACAGAACAAGCUGAAAGAAGAGUGGGAAAAGGCCCAGAAGGAGGUGGAAGAGGAGGAACGCAGAUACUAUGAGGAGGAGCGCAAAAUAAUUGAAGACACUGUGGUUCCAUUUACUCUUUCUUCAAGUUCUGCAGACCAGCUGUCUACAUCCUCCUCUGUGACUGAAGGCAGUGGGAAAAUGAAUAAGAUGGACUUGGAAAACUGUCAAGAGGGAGAACAAGAGACAAGACAGAAGAAACCACUCCAGGGGGACAACGAUGAUUUAUUGCUUAAGGCUCGGCAAAAUCAUCCACCAGAGGAAAUGGGCAGUUUGGCUCCUCUACCGUGUUACAGGAAAAGCCCUCGAGAGAAUUUCCAGGCUGGGCACUUGUCCCCUUGUUCUCCCACCCCUCCUGGCCAAUCACCAAACAGGUCCAUCAGUGGGAAGAAGCUGUGCUCGUCCUGUGGGCUCCCUCUGGGCAAAGGAGCUGCCAUGAUCAUUGAGACCCUCCAUCUCUACUUCCACAUCCAGUGCUUUAGGUGUGGAAUUUGUAAAGGACAGCUUGGAGAUGCAGUGAGUGGGACGGAUGUUAGGAUUCGAAAUGGUCUUCUAAACUGUAAUGAUUGCUACAUGCGAUCCAGAAGUGCUGGCCAGCCCACAACAUUGUGACGUGCUUUUCAAGCUUCCAGAUCACUCACCAUUUCUUUCUCGAGGGUGUCCCCUGGCGACCUUUUAACCAGAUCCCCAGUGCAGGGGCUUCUUGGCAUUUAUCUAAUUUCAGAAAGGCUGUUCUAAAAGAUGCUCUCUGUUCUUCUCUGGCGCAGCGUUUGUGUUCUUCCCAGUUUUUCGUUUUGGUUUUGAUUUUUGUUACAUUUUGGUUUUACAUUUGCACAGUCUAUACAAAAGAAUAUGGAAGUGUCGUGAUCCCGUAAUUCACAAAACGGUCUUAGCGUGAGCCAACAGGCUUAUGGUUUCAAAUGUGUUCUUCUCUUCUCUCAGAGUUUGUGAGAUGAAUGAUGCAAUAAACCUGUUUUGUUUCAGUAGUUCUAGGAAUUAAACACUUCAUGUUUACAGAAUUGAGCUGCAGAAAGUGCAAGACAUGCCAAUUUGAGAUCUUUCGUCUUCUAACAGAAGCAUACGAUUCAUGCAUUUCAGAAACUAAAAAUCACACCGUAGAGCUCUGAGCUAUAACUUGUUUUUAACGCAGAGACGCUAGUCUGAUAAUAUAUACUAUAAUCCCGAGACAUUUGUUACUUACCUUUGGGGUAGAAGUCCUACCAAUAAAUUAUUGCACCGUUAGUAUUAGAUUUUGUGUGCUUUGGAAGUUCUGUGAUUCAUAGAGCUGGCCCAUCAAAUAAAGCGAACCCUUGCAAUAUCAGCUAGACUUACACUGUGGGGACGUUGCCCAAGGGUAGGAAGAAACCGUAGGGAAAUAUUUCAGUCAUCGUCUCCAAAGUUAUUACCAACAUCGGUGAAGAAGUUUAAUCUCCAGAAGAGCGGUGGGUCAGUGAUAGCCGUGAGGGCUUUGUUGCUUGCUUCUCUUCAGGCUGUAGAUUGAAUAAGAGACUCCGUAUGAGGCCUAGGGAAGCUCUCAUCAAGAUCAGUCCAUCGUGAGGUGUGGCCAGGGCUCACCCUUGCCUGCAAGUUCUCCUUGAGGGCCCGAAGCAGAGGGGUCUGAAGCAAAGCAUUAAGACCCUCCUCCUAGAAUCCAGUGACAUAUGUCGUGAUGAGCCACCGAUGUGCAAUCAGCAAGAACCUCCAGCUCCCAGUGUGCCCGGCCCACUGCAGUGGACAUCUGCUCUCUCCUAUUUUCCUGUAUCACCAACACAAUUCUGCAGUUCUGGACCUUGCUCAUGGAGAAGUUUAGAGUGGAGCUCUUGUGGCUAGCUGGGUUAUUGUCUGCCCUGUGUGAUGAGUUUCCGCUGGCCAAGAAAGGAUUCAAGUUACUAAAAAAGCAUCACGUUUUAGAUCUCCAGGCUGUUUUCUUUAAGACUGGGGAAAGGGGAACUAUUUAUUCUGCCUUAAAAUGAUGGCAAAUAAGUGAAGAUGACAUUUUGUGAAUGUAGACUAUGGAUAUACUCCUAAUAGGUUAAUGUAGUCAUAAAAGGAGAUCAAGUAGAUGUUUUUCUGUUUAUGUAAGCAAUAAUUUUUUUUCUGUGUCUUAUCGAGUAUGGCUAGCAAUUAUUUAUUUACAUGCUAGACUGUUCUCUGCAUGCGGGUUCCAUGUAAGUGCAGAAAUUUCCUCAGCCACUGGAGGUAUCUUGACCAUUUUGUCAUUUGGAUGAGCUGUUAUUAAGAUUGAAAUUUACACAUCGUUUCAUUAAAAAAUUGUGCCUUAGAAAAUGCGAAGCUGUUGCACAUAGUGAUGAAUUAUGGACACAGUACAUUGAAGAGAGAUGAAAUCACUUCCAAGUCACCAAGACUUUUCAUGGAGGUGUUUGCUGUUUUACAGGAAAAAAAAAAAAAAAAUGAAAGCAAGAAAAAUAGAAAAAAAAUUAAAAAGUAAAAAGUUUUGAAAAUGUACAGAUUAAGUUCAAUAUUUUGAUUAACCACCUGCAUGUUUUAUUAAAUAUUUUGAUAAUGUGAUGUUUACACUUUGCAUGAUAUUAGCAGAGUACUUUACCACAAAUAAUGCACAAAACAUGUACAAUAUGAUCAUUCAUAACCGAUUUUUAUAGAAUACUUUUUACAUGUGGAACUCCAUCUGUUAUGUAAGGAUUAUAUGAAUAUUGCACAUUCUCCUCUGGUUUCACAAACCCAUUUAUACAUAUUUCUUAGUGAGACUCAUUGUACAUGUAUUGAAGCCUGAAUCGAGUCAAGAAAAAUAAAGCCCCAUUCUCCAACUACGAAAUGUGCUUUCCCAUAAUGAACAAUAGUCACCAGCACAGAAAAAUCUCCAACAUUUUCUAAAUUCUAAUUGCCAACUGUUUCUAUUUAUAUUUGAUUUAUAUUUCAUUUGGAGUCUGUUACAUGGCAGCUCGGGCAGACUAGAUCUUGUUUUUUCCAAUGCAGCGUAAUGAGUAUGAUCUAUUUCUUUUCAAAUAAUCUUUGAGAUCCCAGGGAAAAAAAAUGCGCUGCUCUCUUGAGCUAUGAUGGAAAUGCGUUUGUUUAAAAAACAGAUGAGGCAAGUGAGUGAUUUAUUGCUCCUGAGAAAAUAUAUCUGGUUUUUUUUCCCCUCAUACUCCAAAAGCUAGUCCUUUCUCUUUCUUAAGAAAAAAUGAGUAACUCUUUGUUUUUCACUAGCAAACUUCCAUGUCAUUUCUUCAUUCUUUCUAUGUAGUGUUAUUAAUGCAAUACAUAUUAUAGUUAUCUAUACACAGUGUAAGACUUAACAAACUGAAAUGAUCCACCUCAUAUGUGAGUCCGUCCAAAAGAUGUUACUGCUCUGGGUGGGCCAAUGUUCUAUAUGAGUUAUACUAACCUUCAUUUAAAAUAUUUAUUCUAAAAUGCCUCUGAGAAAUAGUAAAAAAAAAAAAAAUUAAAAGUUGUCUAAAUGCAACAGCUUUUAUAGUAAAUGUACAUUUAUAAAUAAAAUACUCAAAUCAA